Brassica napus (rape) is the source of this 966-nucleotide messenger RNA. RefSeq lists its product as uncharacterized. Bases 1 to 966 code for a protein of 321 amino acids. The transcript has 2 exons. Gene Ontology annotation, molecular function: catalytic activity. The record is from RefSeq and is a predicted model, not a curated record. NCBI's taxonomy places the organism in Eukaryota, Viridiplantae, Streptophyta, Magnoliopsida, Brassicales, Brassicaceae.
AUGGAAGUUAUUCACCUUAUUGCGGUCUAUGCUGCGCCUACAGUCAGUCGUCGAAGUGGGUUGUGGGGACAGUUGAAGCGGGUGAUCGAAAAUAUCGCUGAGCCGGUAUUGAUAGGAGGAGAUUUUAAUACUAUCUUGAGGUUGGAUGAGAGGUCAGGAGGCAAUGGUAGACUUUCACCAGACUCCUUGGCGUUCGGUGAGUGGAUAAAUGAACUUGCGUUGGUUGAUAUGGGUUUAAGAGGAAGCACAUUCACAUGGAGAAGAGGUAAAUAUACUCGGAUUUUUGUUGCUAGAAGGUUGGACAGGGUCUUGUGUAGUGCCCAGACACGGGUAAGGUGGCAGGAGGCGGUGGUCUCGCAUCUUCCGUUUAGCGUCAGACCACACACCAAUUUAUGUGCAGCUAGAACUGAAAGGAGAGGUAAUCCUAAGAGGAGACCUUUUCGUUUUGAAGCGGCAUGGCUUAAACAUGAAGGUUUCAAAGACCUACUCUCGGCAUCUUGGAACCGGGAAAUGCGUACUCCUGAGGCUCUUGCGUUGUUGAAAGUGAAGCUUAAAAAGUGGAACAAAGAGGAGGAGGUUCUAUGGUAUCAGAAAUCAUGUGAGAAAUGGGUAGUGCUUGGUGAUAGGAAUACAAACUACUACCAUACGAGUACAAUUGUUCGAAGUAAGAGAAAUAAAAUUGAGAUGCUGAAGGAUGAAGAUGGUCGUUGGAUAGAUCAGUCAGAAGAAUUGGAAAAGCUAGCAAUAGCUUAUUAUAGAAGAUUGUAUUCAACGGAGGAUCUCAAUAUGAACACAGAGAAACUUCCGCAGCAGGGCUUUACUGCUUUCACGAGAGAUGAGAAGGAGAUUUUAAACAAACCGUUUGCUCUGAGGAUAUGGAGACUUCGGUUCGAUCUAUGGGUAAGUUCAAGGCCCCAGGACCGGAUGGUUUUCAACCUGUCUUCUACCAGGACUCGUGGGAAGUAG